Molecule: messenger RNA, 4543 nt
Organism: Magallana angulata
Lineage: Eukaryota; Metazoa; Mollusca; Bivalvia; Ostreida; Ostreidae
Exons: 25
Coding region: 62-4099 (1345 amino acids)
Biological process (GO): multicellular organism development; positive regulation of kinase activity; cell surface receptor protein tyrosine kinase signaling pathway
Cellular component (GO): signaling receptor complex
Molecular function (GO): transmembrane receptor protein tyrosine kinase activity; protein binding; ATP binding
Source: RefSeq, a predicted model, not a curated record
AUUCAACCAAAAUGUUUUGCUUCAAUUCUGAUUUUUUUGGAGGUAGUUCUGAUUUUUAAAAAUGACAUCACUUUUAUUGUUCUAUAUAUUUGGGUUUGUCUGCUUAUUAGAAAACCGAUAUGUUUCUCCAUGCUCUACUGAAGUGACAUCCGUCUCUUACACACAACAAAGCAGAUGUAUUUGCAGAAUUUGGGGCCAUUGUACAAUGUGGAGAAGUUGGACCGUCAGCACUUACUACCGGUCUAAACGAUGCUGCUCAGGAUAUCACGGCUGGGACUGCUCAACGCCAAUAUGCAACUGCCAACAUGGUGGGACCUGUGUAGCACCAGGUGUGUGUAGAUGUCCUAACGGUUACUCAGGAAAUAGCUGUGAAAAACCAAUUUGUUUCCCGCCAUGUCAACAUGGAUACUGUCGCCGACCACAACAAUGCUCCUGUUACAGAGGUUACUCGGGAGGUCGAUGUGAAACACCUGUCUGUAACCCAUCUUGUCAGCACGGCGGGAGGUGCGUGAGUCCUAACACCUGUCACUGUCCCAAUGGCUACUCUGGACACAGUUGUAAUAUACCUAUUUGUCGACCCUCCUGCAUGAAUGGAGGAACUUGUGAUGGAAACCGAAGAUGUCAAUGUACUCCUCAAUACACAGGUUCAACAUGCACAAUACCGGUUUGCCAACCUAGUUGUCAGAAUGGCGGUACAUGUAUAGCACCAAAUCAAUGUGUUUGUGACGUAACAUACACUGGUCCAACUUGUGCAGUUCCGCUUUGUUCCUACCAUUCGCCGUGUUUCCCUGGUAGCUGUUCUGAUUUUAUACAUUGUCAAUGCAAUUCUGGAUUCACUGGAUCAUACGGACUAAAUCGUUGCAAAACAAUGACAACAGACAUGGUACCUAUCAUUACAAAAUGUUCAUCAUAUCUGGCAUUCAUAGAAAGGACUGGAAAAAGGAGAGAAAUGUACAGGUUUGCAACAGAUUCCUCGAAACCGAACUCUACCGAGAUCGACACGCUGUGGAUUAACCAAAAAAGAUACAACUUUUUCAACGUUCGUUUUUCUGCAAUGUUUACUCCACCUGGAAAUAUGAUGCGUCCAAAUUAUGUUCAGGAGUUCAAAUUAGGCAUUGUCUCGGGCCAGAUUCAAGUAGAUUUAACAAAAGUGGACAGAAAUGAUCCAUCAAAGCAGUUUGUGAGUAUAAACAAAACGACACUCAAUUGUCCUUACAACCCUGGAUCGUUAAACCCAGACACAUCUGUGUAUUGGUGUAAUUUUACAGACAGCAACUUUGACAGACUUUUAGAGCACGGAGAUAAUUUAACUAUAUCUGUGAUUGCAACAAAUGGAGGCUUCCGAAAACUAAAUAAACCAAACUCGCCAGUGCAAGACACAUUUAUUGGACAAAAAUCAACAAAGGCUACAAGGUUUAGGUUUGAUUUUGUGAAACCUCAGCAUUGUAUAACUGACGGUAAAUGUAACCAGACACCAUUCACAGUUCUGCAGGAUAUCACAAAGAGUCAGCUAUCUUUCUCCUGGGAUGGAUGGUCAGAUGAUAUGUCUGGUGUCCAUGGUUUUUCCAUUCAAGAGUUUUUAUUAAAACCUAAUGGAAAUGUACAACCUAAUCUAACUGAGCCUGACCCAUGGCAUGCCAAAAACACGUUCCAACUAGACGUGGACGCUAGAUCGUUUCAUCACACUCCUUCAGAACCAGGAAUGUAUUCAUACAUUUUAAAUGUGAUGGACACUGCAAAUAAUACUGAAUUCGCUAGAAGUCUUGUUUUAUACGACCCGGACUCAACAAUUACACUUGCCAAUAAUUCAUCAAGUUUUACGGUUGCAAGUGGGGUUAAAGAAACAAACUACACGUGGCAAGAUAACCUUGACAGAAGCAUAAAUGCUGUAUGGAAUGGCCAUUUUAGAAAUAAAUUCCAAGAAGACAAUAAGCUCUUGAUCCCUGUAAGCACUUAUAUGAACUAUGAUUUCUAUACAAUGAAGGCUAGAUACGUUUUACCUUUACUGGAUGAUAUGGACGGUAAUAGGACUUUAAAAGGAAUCAAAAACGUCCAUGGCAUCGUACGUUUUGAAUAUGCUCACAGAAACGCUAACCAGGGAACAAACAACCCGUCUGUUUGGUCUGCCGUCGACGACAUUUUUUCUGAGACGCAAACGUUUAACUUGAGCCGAAGAGAUGGAGAUGGCAUUAACAUUUGGGUUAAGGCAACUGAUGUAAUGGGAAACACAAAAAUAGAUAAAACCCAAAUUUAUUUCGAUUCAACGCCUCCACGGCCUUUGACUAAAACGGAUGUUUUAUUUACUCCAAAUACAAAUGUUUCGAAGUACCCGUUUUCAAGUCGUCUUAAAGUGUUGACCCGUGACGAAGAUAGUGGAAUAUAUAGAGUGCACUGGAGGCUGAUCUCAAACAACAGCGGAGUUGUGUUUAAAUCAGGAUACAUUGAAGGAAACAAAUCUAAGUCUGAUCCAGGCUACUCAAAUGGUUACCAAAUUCCUAAGGGAGAAUUCUUUUACAACAGUCAUAUCUUGGAUAUUAACAACUGUUGGAUGGUUGUUACUAAAAAAGAAUUCCAGACGGAAUUUGUGAUGUUGGAGUUGACUGUUUAUAACAUGGCAAUGAAAGCUACGCAUUACAAUCAUACAAUCACAGACUUGGCAUCGCUUUAUGGAAUGGACCAAUAUUCCGGACCGAUGCAUUUACACGUAGCCGCAACGUAUGACAAUGGAGUACGUUUAAAAUGGACUAUAGCCCCAAGCUGCUACAACCGAAAGAAAACAAUCCUUCAGUAUCAAUCAUCUAACGGACAGAAAUUUUCUUUUAAUAUUUCAAAUGACGCCGAUUGGGUGGACUUAACUGGACUGGAUUCAGAUACUAGUUACAAUCUAUCCUUUGUCACAAAAUAUAACGGAGGUGAAGUCAGCGAUCCAGUUCUGUUAUCUUUUAAAACAAAUGAAUCGCCUCCCACUUUAACAGGAGGAGCAAUUGCUGGAAUAGUUAUAGUUAUUCUACUAUUACUUGGUGGUGUGAUUUUCAUGGUAACAAUGUGGCGUAUGGGGCGGCUGUCGAGGAUGAAACAGGGAGUACAAAGACGCGUUACAGUGGUUAGGACAAGGAUCAAUAACCGUUUCUCCUCGGCACACACCAACCCAGCGUAUGAAGAUGAUAUUUACAUAUAUGGUAACAUGGCAAUUAAUGAAACCAAUAGAUGGGUUCUACCUUCAUCAACGAUCGGCAUUGAAUCUCUUAUAACAAGUGGUAGAUUUGCAGACAUAUACAAAGCUAUGUACAGACCUAAAGGCAACAAUGAACGGAAAGGAAUAGUGGUUGCUAAGAUAUUGAAAAGCGGCUAUUCUGAGGAAAAUGCCCUAACGAUGAGAGCUAAAAUAAAUUUCUUUGGAACGGAAGUUGGAGAACAUCAAAACAUCCUCUUGUUUAUUGGGGCUGUUAUUGACAACAAUGCAAUGGGGCCAUAUAUGAUCCUGGAAUAUUGUGAAAAGGGUCAGUUACGCAACUGGCUAAUGCAACAGAAAAAUUCAACUUCAGAAGACACGAUAGAGCAGCUGUAUCGCAUUAUUUAUGGCAUAUCUAAGGGAAUGUGCCAUCUAGAGACCAAGAAGAUUGUACAUAAGAAGUUAGCAGCCAGAAAUAUUUUGCUAACUGAUGAACUCGAGCCAAAGAUUUGCGGAUUUGGACCUGAGCCAAAUCAGAAAGAAAACAAUGACGCCGACGGGAAUGUUAAAUCUGAUGACAAGGAGCGUAUUCCUCUAAAAUGGACAGCCCCUGAGUGCCUGACAACCAUGAGAGAUGCCACCACCAAAAGCGAUGUGUGGUCUUUUGGUAUCGUUGUCUGGGAAAUCUUUAGCUUUGGAGAAAGUCCAUAUCCAGGUAUACGAAGUCGGCAAAUAAAAGAGGAAAUCAAAAACGGAUAUAGGAUGAAAAGACCCGAAUUUGCAAAUGAUUUUUAUUACAAACUGAUGCAACACUGUUGGCAAGCCAAACCGAAGCAGAGACCAACAUUUAAAGAAAUCAUGGGAGACAUUGGGAAAACCUUCAGUUCUGCCCCAUCAGACGAAUACUAUUAUUACUCUGAAAAGUAAAACAAGUCCCUUGAUUUUCGCCUUGCAAUCAUGGAAAGGAUUUAUUUUUAAGAUGACUUCUUAAUGACUCCUUUUUUAAGAAACACGAAAAUAUUGAAUUUAUAAAUCGAUACUCCAGACACUGUUUUGGAAAAAAAACCCAUUUUUUUUUUAAAAACGAUAUAUAGAAUUUAAACUGUGAUGCAAGAAUAACAAACAAAUACAUUUCGAGAGCUUGAUAAAAAAUACAUGUUAGUCUUCCAUAACUUCUCAAAUUUGUUUUGAAAGAAAUAUAUACUUAGACAAAAAACCGCAUGGUGUUAUCAAUUUAUCAAUUGUUGAUAAUUGCGUCAAAAAAUAAACUUUAAAUUGAUGAUUAAAUAUUAAGGAAUAUACAUACAUUCUCAUAAGCACAGUAGUUGAAUAUGAUGAUUUCUUAGAUAAAGCUGGGCACAAGAAAUAAAA